AUGAGCGACGAUAACACCGACAAGCGCAGCCUGAGCAGCUACGGCGACGAGGAGCAGCUCGCCGCCUUUGGGUACAAGCAGGUUCUUCACCGCACAUGGGCCCAGUUCGAGGCAUUUAUGGCGGGCUUUGGCGCCCUCUACGUCGUCGGCGGCUCAAGGUUGCUCUACGCCUACGGCCUGUACAACGGCGGCCCCGUCGCCCUCUGGUCCAGCAUGCUCAUCACGGUCGUCCUCAUGACCGUCACCGCUGCAUCCCUCGCCGAGAUCUGCUCGUCUAUCCCUCUGAGCGGCUCGAUCUACGUCUGGGCCGCCGAGGCCGGCGGCAAGAAGUACGGCCGCUUCUUCGGCUUCGUCGUCGCAUGGUGGGCCGCAACUGCGUGGACCUCGUUCGUCGCGAGCAACACGAUCGGCACGGCCGACUUUAUGUUCAGCGAGCUCGCCGUCUUCAACACGUACUUCCCCGGCGGCCUCGACAAGACCAACGUCAAGUUCCGCGCCGUCGAGUGGGCCGUCGCCGAGGUGUUCCUCCUCAUCACGAUCCUGUCCAACCUCAUGUCGCCGCGCCGGUUCGCGUGGAUCUUCAAGGCGUCGGCCAUCAUCAUCGCGCUCGACUUCCUCCUCACCGUCAUCUGGCUCCCGAUCGGCGUCAGCCAGACGUACGGCUUCCAGUCGGCCGACUUUGUCUUCAAGAAGUUCUACAACGGCGCCGGUGCCGACGACGCCUGGACGUGGCAGCUGUCGUUCCUGUCGACCUCGGGCGUGUUGACCGGGUGGGACGCCUCAGGGCACAUCGCCGAGGAGACGAAGAACGCGUCGCUCGCCUCGGCGCGCGGCAUGUUCUGGUCGUGCGCCAUCUCGGGACUCCUCGCCUUUCCCCUCCUCAUCCUCUUCCUCUUCUGCUCGCCCGACCUCGACGUCCUGUUCGACAUCUACACGCCUCAGCCGUUCGUCACGAUCUACCAGCUCGCCCUCGGGCGCGGCGGCCAGAUGGUCAUGACGCUCGUCGCCAUCGCCGGCCUCCUCAUCAACACGUCGCUCGCCGUCACGGCCGCCUCGCGCCUCAUCUUUGCCAUCGCGCGCGACGGCAUCCUCCCUGGCUCCAAGUGGAUCGGCAAGGUCGACAAGAACGGGCAGCCCAAGAACGCCAUCAUCUUUAUCGGCAUCGUCGCCGGCGUCCUCCUCCUCACGAUCCUCCCGUCGUCGGUCGCGUUCACCUCGCUCGUCUCGUGCGGCGCCGUCCCGACCAUCGCCGCAUACGCCCUCAUCCCGGCUUUGCGCCUCAUCUUCACGCGCGGCCACUUUGCCAACGCCAAGUGGUCGAACGGCCGGUUCUCGAUCCCGUUCUCGGUCAUCGCCGCCAUCUGGAACACCUACCUCCUCGCCGUCCUCUUCUCGCCGCUCGAGUUCCCUGUCACGGGCGAGAACCUCAACUACGCGUUCGCCAUCUUUGCGUUCGUCACGGUCGGCGGCGUGGUUUCCUGGUGGGCCGUGCCCGAGUCGCACUGGCUCGCCCGUCGCGAGCUCAAGCGCAUCCACGACGCCGGCGACGGCCACGUCCCCACUGCGGUCAAGGGCGAGGCGUCGACGGCGUCGACGGGCUCGGGUACGGCCGACAAGGUCGACGAGGCGCCCAAGGCGUCCGUGCACUAG
Rhodotorula graminis WP1 is the source of this 1650-nucleotide messenger RNA. RefSeq lists its product as uncharacterized. The record is from RefSeq and is a predicted model, not a curated record. Bases 1 to 1650 code for a protein of 549 amino acids. Gene Ontology annotation, biological process: transmembrane transport. Gene Ontology annotation, cellular component: membrane. Gene Ontology annotation, molecular function: transmembrane transporter activity. Lineage: Eukaryota; Fungi; Basidiomycota; Microbotryomycetes; Sporidiobolales; Sporidiobolaceae. The transcript is spliced from 8 exons.